Athalia rosae (coleseed sawfly) is the source of this 5790-nucleotide messenger RNA. Its product is annotated as protein GPR107. Gene Ontology annotation, cellular component: membrane; Golgi apparatus. Gene Ontology annotation, biological process: transport. Lineage: Eukaryota; Metazoa; Arthropoda; Insecta; Hymenoptera; Athaliidae. The transcript is spliced from 13 exons. The record is from RefSeq and is a predicted model, not a curated record. Bases 1382 to 3016 code for a protein of 544 amino acids.
AAGUUAGAACGAACCAGAUUGUAGGACAGGAAAGGUGAAGAUCCGGGUAGAAGAAGUUCCAGAUCUCCAUAUUGCAUUGUGAGUAUGCACUUCGAAGAAACUGCAGAGACGCAGAUUACUUCGCAGCAGGUCUAGGACCUGUCCAUAACUUGUCCAUGCCUGUCUGGCCCGGGCAGAGCCAUGUAAUAUCUCAGAAUUAGGUAUUAUGCGAUAUGGUUGAAUUAGUAAGGAGUUAUAAGAGCACGAGGCGUACUGUUCGAAAUUCGGGAAGCUAAUGGCGUCGUAGCUUCGAGACGCUUCGAGACUCCCAGCAUGCAUUGCUGGUGGGGCUCGCCGCAUGGUGGCGUUCCAGUCGAACUCGUUUAACUUUUACCUAACCAACGAAUUCAGAACCUAACCGCCUCUUUCGCGCGUUCCACCGUGUUGUAAAAAGCUGAACGAACGCAAUAAAAACGAUCGCAACUGCUUCAGAUGGAAUAAUCUCGAAGCUUAGAACGCAGAUCGUCGACAUUGAAAAAACCAAUCAAUCGCAAAAAUGAUGGGGUUAUCUGACGAAUCCGGAGAAAUUCACUCAUAUUCACCAAUCCCUACACGGUGCCGGAGGAUGGAGAGGUAAUUACAACCAUCGAGCCAGAUUAUUGUGAGUAUUAUUAUUACCAUUUUUUCUCUCAUAAACCGCAAGUUUUUAAUACCUCGCCCAACGAAGAGAGUUCGCUGUCCGCUACGGGUGAGAGAAAAAUAAUAUUUUUGAAACAAAAUCUUGUAUCCCACAAGUUUUUUGCAAAUGCAAAAAUAUAAUAAAGUAAAUUCAUUGCAUACGAGCGUUAGUGCAGUAAAGGAAGGCAAAAUAUGCGUUCUCCGAGGGUGUCGUUUUCAAAGAAUAAUAAUAGCAGUAAAAGAAAAAUAAUCAAAAAAUCGGAGGACAUCAAAAGCACCGCAAUAUUUUCAUCGCAUUAACGGGGUAAAGUAUUAGCCAAUAAUGUUGGCGCCUAUAGUGGCGUGUCCAACGUCGACUUACCCAGCUGUUGCUGUAAAAGCAACACCUUGUUCACCUCAGCUCAUAUCCCUACACAACUCGUUUAAGGUAGAAGAUGGGGAAGAGAAUUAUGAAUGCGAAGGAGAACCUCAAAUAAAAAUAAACAAACUGAAGACCAAAAAAAUAAAGAAGACUGGUUUACUUUGGAUAAUUUGCAUACCAUAUCUUGCAGCCAACGAGGAACGUAUGCAUAUAACUAGGUACAAUUUAACCGGCUAAUUAAACAGGUGCCGGCGUGCGACUUUCCAACCACACAGGGCUCAUCUUCUUCAUCAUCAUCAUCGUAUCUCUACCAAUUGAAUUACCCUCAGUACACGGCAGGAAGUGCGUGUGCACAAGCAAGUCAUGCCUGGAGGCAGGCACGGACACCCGCAGGACGCGUUUCUCCUGUUACACAGAACUCAUCCUGAUCGACGAGGGACAAGGAAACACUACAACCCGGGGCUGCGCCGAUAUGGAUUCAGCAUGGAUCGAACUCUCAGUGAUGCCAUGAAUCCAUAUCUGGACAGCCAUCAGGAAAAAUGUCCUUUGCAGAUGGAGCAAUCUAAUCAAGACAGUGCGGCUAUUUACUUGACAAUGGAUCUGAAGAAUUUGAUAUUGAAAGUUAGUUGCACAAAAGAUCUCCGCUCCAUGCAUAUUUACAAGGACGAAGUCACAAUCCCGAGGUUCAGACCGAAAAGAGAUUUUUCAAAGUCACAUUUGAGAGACACAGAAUUGUUUCCGAGGAAAAAACGUAGUACAUCUAUCUCAAGAGCAGAAGAACAAACAAAGCUGCUGGAUUCGGCAACACCGAAUAUCGGAUGUGUCGACGUGAAGAUACCAAUGAAGGCCGAAAUAGUGAAUGAACAACCAUACUACAAUGCGAAUUUUGUGUUGAUUGUAGGCCCAAGCGAGGAAGGGCUCUAUAACUUGUACUUCCACAGUUGUCCAAAUUACAAUCACAAAAGACCUGUGGCCUUAGAAUUUACGCUGCAAAUUGAAGAGGACAACCAUGGCAAUUUUUUGAGUGCUGGUGAAAUGCCGCUUCCCGCUCUCUACUUCAUGAUGGCACUUCUCUUCUUCUUGUCUGGUUGUUUCUGGGUUUUUAUUCUGAAAAAAAGCAAACAUCCCGUCUUCAAGAUUCACUACCUGAUGACGGUGCUUGUGUACCUGAAGUCUCUCUCUUUGCUUUUUCAUGGAAUAAACUUUCACUUUAUUCAAACCAAAGGAGAACACGUAGCAGCUUGGGCUAUACUCUACUACAUCACUCAUCUGCUUAAAGGUGCAGUUCUCUUCAUUACCAUUGUCUUGAUUGGCACCGGAUGGGACUUCAUCAAACAUAUCUUGUCUGAUAAGGAUAAAAAAUUGUUUAUGAUCGUCAUUCCCUUGCAGGUCCUGGCAAACGUUGCAAAAAUCAUAAUCGAGGAAAGCGAAGAAGGUGACAUUGAACAUAAGACUUGGAGAGACGUAUUUACCCUUGUCGAUCUCCUCUGCUGUGGGGCUAUUCUAUUCCCUGUUGUGUGGAGCAUAAGGCAUCUUCAGGAAGCAGCACAUACCGAUGGCAAAGCAGCUGUCAACCUGAGGAAGCUUAAAUUAUUCCGGCAUUUUUAUAUCAUGAUCGUCUGCUACAUAUAUUUUACAAGAAUUAUUGUCUACCUUCUGAAGAUCACCGUUCCUUUUCAAUAUGAGUGGUUGGAUGAGAUGUUCAAAGAAAUGGCCACGUACGUAUUUUUUAUUCUGACUGGGUACAAGUUUCGUCCGGCUUCAGCCAAUCCAUACUUCACCAUAGCCAAUGGAGACAUGGUUACAGAUGAUAAUGACGAGGAAAUCGAUGUGGUUCUUUUUUCUAGUAUUUCUGGCAGCGGUGGAGUUACUCAGGGUCUCAAUAAGCUAAACAAGGUGAACAACUUACCAAGAUCAAUACCCGGUGAUGUGGGUGGAACGCCGGAAGAAAAGGAUAAUCUUCUAAGCAGGAGAGAGUCAUCGCACGAAUAUGACUGAAUAAAUUAGUAAUGGAAUUGCCGAAGAAUUUAAGCUUGUUAAAUUUUGCAAGGCGUUUGUUCGGUAGAAAGCAUUUAACGUUGAUAUGCACAUAAAUUAAUGGGGAAAAUCUUAUUCAGAAUAAUUAGGUGUUUCGUUGUUAAAGUAUCAGUUACAUUGUAUGUCGAUUGUUUUGAAACCCAAAACUUUUCUUUAUUCUUCUGCUUGUAUUUUCAAUUAACAAAAUCUUAUUCAAAUAUAAUUGCUGUUUAGUCUCGAAGUCCGCAUUACAUGUUAUCGAUCAAUUAAAUCGCCGAGACGAGACGUUCAAGUUGUAACUGAUAUUUAGUAGAAUUAACCUUAUGAUCAGGAUUAGAUAUUACAAAAAAUGAAUGCGCCACAACUUUAUUUCGCCAACCAAGUCAAUAUCUGUGCUUAGUCAAGUUUUUUGAUUUCCAUCUGUUCUUUUCUUAUUUCGGGGCUUAUCAUCACACUUGAAUAAAAUUAGCAAAUGUUUCAAAGCGAAGCUUUUUCAGUCGACAAUGUUUGCCACUACAAUUCGCUAGUGACAAUACUUAAUUAGUCAGAACAGCGCAUGCAUUACAUUUAUAUGCAAAUUCGAAUUCUUAUUUAGUAGUUUGGCAUGAACAUUUUGUCAUACACCGUAAUUGAUUUGGUUGAUCCUUAGCCAGAAACAAUGCAUUUUUGAGUUGCGGGUACUUGAAUACUUGAAGUAACGAUGACUGAAAAAAUCUGGGACUCAGAGCCCAGUAUGAUUUAAUCAUUUCAAAGAAAGUCCACGGAAGCCCACAGGUUUAAGUAGGUAAUAUUUAUCCGAUUUGUUUGAUAAGUUCAGAAUCGCUUAGGUGGCCAAAUCGCGACGGAUUCAAGACUGUAGGCUAGUUUGACCUUGUAAUAUGUUGUGGGCAUUUAAGCAUAUAUUUUCAUUUUUUCUGCGAUGUUCUGUUAAAACAUAACAUUCCCAUUGAGAGGAAAUAUCUAUGCCCACUAGGGUGGUCUUUAUUUUGGGUAUGUUUAAAUUUUUUUUGACAAUAGUCCUAAAUCGUUUCAAAAUAUAUAAAAAAAAAUAUUUGCCAAAUUGCAACCUUUAAUUUUAAUAUCAACCCGUGCCCCACGGCAGUCGAAGUUUUAAAUUUAAAUAACACGUGAAAAUGUCAUCUCGUUCUUUGCAAUUUCGUAAGUUGUUAACAUAUACAUAUACAUAAGAUUCUGGACUGGAUGGUUUCUUAUAGGAAAUUUAACGCUCUACAAGAAAGGUCUGUUAUGAUUUAUCGCCAACUUCAUCGAUUCAACAGAUAUUCAAGGUCAAAGUUGAAUGUAUGGGCUUUAUCAAUUUGGCACACAUAUUGUUAAAAAUGUAAUUAGAAACAUAUCUUUUUGUUUAUCGUAUUUUCAAUAUAAUCUAUUCAUUACAUAUUUGAUUUUUUAAUGCAUCAGAAAACUGUUCUCUGUGAUUCUAAACCAAGUUGAAAAUGAAGUUGCUUUUCAUCCUUAAUGUAUCACCCACAAAAAUCUUGCACUAAUUUAACUGCUUUCUCAGAAUAGUCAUUCACAAUUAAUAAAGCACAAACAUUUGACGUUGACCUCGAAUAUCUAUUGAACCGAUAAAGCUAGCGAAAAAUCAUAACAGACCUUUGCUGUAGAGCGUUAAAUUUCCUACAAGAAACCAUACAGUUUAGAAUUUUAAGUAUACGUCAACGACCUACAAAAUUGCAUACAGCGAGAUAACAUUUUCACGUGUUAUUUACGUUUAAAACUUUGACUACCGUGGGGCACGGGUUAAUAUUAAAAUUAAGGGCUGAAUUUUGGCAGGCAUUUUUUUUUUUUUAUAUAUAUAUUGAACCGAUUUAGGACUAUCGUAAAAAAAAAUUCAAACAUACCCAAAAUAAGGACCACCCUAAUGCCCACAUAGAUUUGUUAAAUACAUACAUAUACAUAAAGGUAAUGAUAUUUAUUAAUUGACAGUGAGAUAGAUGGCAUGUGCACUUGUUUUCUGGUUAAAAUUUACCUCAUACACAUACAGCGUAAAUACAGAUUGCAUACCUAAUACUUGAUAAAUCAUGUCAACGUGCCAAAUUUUUUAAUAUUUUUGGGGCUGGAGCAAUUUUGAAACAUAUUUUACCUAACCUUCAGAAUUUGCAUGCCAAAUUCAUUUUGGUGGUUAAUGAUUGGACUUGGACAAUUGAACGAAUGUGUGUGUCGCAAUGAUUAUAUUUUGCUACACUCUAUUGGCAUGGUUUCGAUCAUGAUCAUGAUGAAACGAAUAAUGAUAAAUUCAAAUUCUUUGUACUAGCAUAGAUAUAAUAGUCAUAAACGUAUUUCAAAGAGCAAAUAAACACCAAUGACAGAAUGUUGGUUGAUCGGAAAAAUCAAGGUUAUAGGGAUGUAAAGGGAAAUUAGGAAUUCAGAAUACGUAAGAAUGGUAAUAGUUGUUUUCUAAUCGGUGAGUACUCUACUAACAACUAUCAAAUUUGAAAAAAAUUAUAACUUAUUUUACAUCCAUCGAUGUUAAGUUUAAAUUUCCAACUGUACUUGGUCACAAUGUAUAAUCGAACACAUUUAAUUCUUCUGGCAAGAUAGACUUGUUUCCCAAUUAAUUUCUGAUGUUUACUUUGUGCUCGUCAAUGAGUAUCUGACCUCUCCACUAAUCACCUAAAUAGACAUGGAGAUUUACGUAAAAUAAUUAUGAAUCACAGCUGUAUCAAUGAAAAAAGUCGUUUAUAAACAAAUUUUAUUGUGCCAUGUUGAUGAAAUAAAAAUAUGGUCUGAAAUAA